AUGGGAAAAGAUAAAAUAACAUUUAAUGUUGGAGACAUGGUAUUUGCCAAAGUCAGAGGUUAUCCAGCUUGGCCUGCCAGAAUAUCUUCAGUAGCUGAUGCCAGACCUGCUAAUUUAAAAUAUAAUGUAUACUUUUUUGGAACUGCAGAAACUGCUGCCGUUUUGGCCAAAGAUAUUUGCCCCUUUGCAGAAAAUAAAGAAAAAUUGGGAAAGUCUGUAAAAAGAAAAUUUUUUAAAGAAGGUUUAGAAGAAAUCGAAAGGGAAAUAAAAAAAAUUGAAAACGGAGAAGAAUCUACAUUAGGGUUGUGGACCUCAGGGGAUCCUCCUGAGUUAAUCGUCAAGCGAAAUAUAAAAAAAGCAAAGAAAAGUGAAGAUAGCAUACAAGAAAUAAAAGAAGAUGAUACACAAGGUGCAAAAUCGAAACAGUCGAAACGAAAAAGAGAUACAGAAGAUACUGAAGGAGAUAUAGAUUCAAAGAAAAGACGAAUAAUAUCACAUGAAAAAGAAGAAACUAGCAAUAUAAGUCGGUCAGGUCGAAUAAUCAAACCUAAAAAGUUUUUGUAUGAUGAAGAUGGAGAAGAUGCAGAUUCAAAAGCAAAACCAAAAAUGCCGACAUUUUCUUCGCCUCCUCCAACUCAAAUAUCUUCACCUCCAGCAGCACCUCCAGAAAUAAAAAAGGAAAAUACUAUUAAAAAACCAUCGCCAAAGGAAUUGAGCAAAUCUCCUGUAAAGACAGCUUCCUCUCCUAGAAAUAGAGAAAUGGGUAGAAUAAUGUGGGCAAAAACCAAAUGUGGACAAAUGGUACAAAUCAAAUUAGAUUAUGAUAGACCAGCUCAAUUUAAGGACGACAGAUCACGAUUAAUGUGGGAAAGAGCAACAGAUAUAAAUGCGAAAAGACUCAAAGCAGAAAUAGAAUCUGGUGAAAUAUCAAGAGAUGAUAUCAAAUUACAAUUGAGGCCCACAGAAGAAGAAAAAGCUAAAAUGACUGAGGAGCAAUUAAAUAAAAUUAAAAAGCUAAGAAUAAUUGAAAGGAAACGUGGUAAAUUAAGGUGGUUAAAAUUAGAAACCCGAUUGGUUGAUAUAGAUGUAUUAAUAAAAACAAGUCUACAAAAAGCCAAAGUUGAUGUAGACAAAGCUUUAUCAUUGAUGGAUGAAUUAAUCAAUAUGCCAUUAGAUCCACUUAUGUUAAAAAAACAUCCUCAGGUUGUGGAUACUACAAAAAAGCUUCGUCAAUACGUAGGAAAUUUGGCCGAAUGGAAAUUAUCAACCGAAGAAAAAGCAGAUUUUGAAGCAAAAGCGCAUAAAAUUAGGCAAAAAGCAAAUAUAUUAUUCAAUAAAUACACUGCUUUAUUUGCAGUUCCAGAAAACAGUAAUUUUUGGAAUAUAUUUUUGGAUUCUGUUAACGAAUUUGCUAAAUUAACCGAGGAUAUGCCGAGGGAACGUGUUUUUGGUCUAAUCGUCGAUCCUACAUCUCCUUAUUUUAAAGAUGUUUGUCGAGAUGAAAAAGAAGAAGAAGAAUUUAAACUUAAAUUAAAAGAAACUAAAGAUGAGGUAGAUUCCGAACCGAAAUUAAGCGAAGAUGAAGAAAAAAUGGAUGUCAUAAACAGAUUAAACUACAUGGAAGAUGAUAAUUUUUGUAAUUUAUUGCAACAAUAA
Messenger RNA from Pediculus humanus corporis (human body louse), 1656 nucleotides. Its product is annotated as PC4 and SFRS1-interacting protein, putative. The transcript is spliced from 11 exons. Gene Ontology annotation, molecular function: transcription coregulator activity; double-stranded DNA binding. NCBI's taxonomy places the organism in Eukaryota, Metazoa, Arthropoda, Insecta, Psocodea, Pediculidae. The record is from RefSeq and is a predicted model, not a curated record. Gene Ontology annotation, biological process: regulation of transcription by RNA polymerase II. Bases 1 to 1656 code for a protein of 551 amino acids. Gene Ontology annotation, cellular component: nucleus.